AUGUUAUCAGCAAUAUUUUCUUCAAACCAACAAAGAGUAAAUACCUCUUCCAUUCGGAAUGAGGAAAGUAACAAAUUUACACUAAGACAAGUACAAAGUGUUAACGACUUGUCUGUAGACACGAGUGGAGAACUGAUGGCAUUGGGGAGAUUGCCAAAUCCAAACAAUAUCACACCUACAGGUUCAUCAACAAAUACCUCUUCAACUCUUUCAUCAUCAUUAAAUAGCACUUCUUCACACAUUUCUUCAGCAACAAACAUUUCAUCAACCUCCUCCCAACCAUCCCUUUUAUUACACAAAAGUAAAAAGAAUGAAGUUUCUUGUGUUCAAUUUAGUCAUGACAUUGCAAAACCAAUAUUGGCCUAUACAACAUCUGAUAGUCUUCAAAUUUUAGAUUUAUCAAAGGGAGUAACAUCUAGUACCAUUCCUAAUUCUUCGAUAUCAUCAAUUGCUGGAGGAAGUUCUGGUGUCAGAGGCCGUACAUCAUCUAAUACUUCAACUAUUGGGUCUAUAACAUCAUUCACAUCCAAUGAUACGGAUAGGGAUAGAUCUUUCCAAGCUCAUCAAAGAAGCAUCAAUUCAAUCUCUUGGUCUCCACAUGAUUUAACGAACAGUAAAAUUGCAACUUGUAGUGGUGAUGGAUUCGUUAAUAUUUGGGAUACCAGAUUACCUUCAAACCAAUGUAAAGUGGCAAGUUUUAUUUCCUAUACAGAUUUUCCAAGUAUUGUUUGUUGGAAUCCAAUAGAUUCCAAUAUAAUCGCCUCUGCACAUAAUGUAGAUUUAAGAAUUUGGGAUAUUAGAAAUUGUUCUUCCUCUUCAACACCAUCCAACAAGUUUACUACAUUUAUUUCUGCUCACCAUCCUCUCAUUUCUUCUAUGGAUUGGAGUCCAACAAAUGCACAUGAAAUUGUGACAGCAGGAUCAAUGGAUAAAUUAGUAAAGAUAUGGGACUAUACCGAACAAAAAUUAAUAAUGACACAACGAGUGGCUUUCCCAGUAUCAAAAAUUAGAUAUACACCAUUUGGAAAGGGUUUGGUUUCAAUAUCAAAGAAGGAACAUCAAGUAAGAGUUUGGAAAUUGAACUAUCCUUCACAGAAAGCAUCAAACAGACCAAUGGGAAGUCCAUCAAAUCCAACCACAGGCAUUGAGCCAAUAGAAAAUAUUAGUCUAUUUUCAGGGCAUACCGACGAAAUUAGGUGUCUUGAUUUUAGGGUAACAGAUAAUAUAGGAAAUCAACUUCUAACCUGGUCCAAAGAUAUGAGUAUAAGAUUUUGGAACUUCUCUCCUCAAUUAAUAGAUGAUUUAAAAUCAACAGAGAUGAUGACAUCUCCUUCAAAUAGUAAGGAAAAUCUUUCUGGUAGCUUGGAUAAGGGAUUUUUACUAUCAAGAUCUCCAAUAGGAAUGAUGAGUAAUCAUUUAUUAGGAAAUGAAUGGAGUAUUACUAGCAUUCCGGAUCAUAUUUUUGAGACAGAUCCAUCUGCAUUAUUUGCAGGUCUUGGUGAUCAACCUAGUUCUAAUAAUGGUGGAAUGGGAAGUCCAGUAGUCAGCUUGUCCUUUGAUAGCGAGGUUGAAAAAUUAGAAUCCAUACUUAAUAAUCUAAAGUUUUGUACACGAGUUAAGACUGGAGCAACUGAAAAACCAGAAAAUAAUGAAUGCGAGUUAAAACUCAAUAUUGAAAAAAUAGAUAAGCGUGAACAGGCAAGAUCUUGUAUAUUGAAUAUAAUACUUAUCAUCAAAUCUGUCUCAGUUCCAAAUACUCCUCCAACUAUUAAUGAGCUCAAAUUGAAGAUUACUUUCCCAAAAUUAUAUCCAGUUGGUGCUCCUCCAUCAUUUGAAUUUAUUCAGUCGAGAUCAUUCAUAUCAGUGAAUGAUUUAAAAAUUAUCAAACAAGCCCUCACAUCUGCAGCUCAUGAAGAUGUACUCAAACACAGAAAUUGCAUGUUGAGCUGUUUGAGAGCUAUCAUUUCUAUUCUUGGUAAAACAAGAUGGCGUGAAAGGAAGGAAAACGAACAAGAUGGUGUUGCAAUAAUCGGAGGUCAAUCCAGUACUUUUAACUCUCCAACAAGCGUUGGAAUGCCAAAGGUUUUAAGUAGUAUAAAUUUAGCUACAAUGUCUUCCAGCAAUACGGUUGAAGACCAGCCUCAAUCUCAGGAUACAAAAAAUAAUGUUGAUUCAGUCAAUGACAAUGUUGCUCAAGUGUUAAAAAAAACAACUGUUGACGAAGGAUCUUUUAUUGCUCAUCCAAUCAGUGGUGCAAGAUUCUCUCCUUCUGGAGAUUUAAUUUAUUUCAACUCAUUUAGCUUACGAUCAAUGAAAAAGCCUAAAGAGUCAAUAGAAUCAAAACAAAAAAGUGAAAAGAAAAAGAAUGACUCUGAUUUUGGAUAUAGGUACUAUGUUGAUAUGGUCAACGAUUUAAAGACACCAUUUGAAAUGACUAUACGAAAUAGAAACAAAGAUUUUAAUGAAGAUCACAAUGACAAGAGAAAAAAGAAGCAGAAAAAGGAAAAGAAAGAAGCUUCUAAAGUUAGUUCUAACAUGUCUGCUGAGACUCAAACAAAUUCUCUCGAUACUAGCUCAAAACAAUAUGUUACUGACAUUACUGAUGAAUUGACACCAAAUAAUAUGAAAGAAAUUGAUGAGUUAUCAAAUAAGGAGCAAGAUAAUAACUACUUUUCAUCUGUUUAUAAUGAAUAUCAUGAUGAGUCUUCAGAGGAUGAUACAUACUAUUCAGAAUAUGAAGAUGAGUAUGGAGAAGAUGUUAAUCAAUAUUAUGGAAAUCAUAACGGUUAUAUUGGUGAAAUUUACGAGCAUGGAGAAGACCAACACUAUAUUGCCAACGAACAAAAGCAACGUUUUAUUUCAUUCAAUGAUACAAGAACUGACCCAAGAAUACACAUCUAUGAUAGCAAGUACUUAUUACCUGUUUCGUAUUCCCUUGCACAACAAUACAGGGUUGUAGGAAUUAAUGCUGUGGAGGUUUGUAGGGAAAAUUCUAAAAUCUGUCUGAUGGAGGGAAGAAAAGAUCUCUCCAAAAUGUGGGUUAUACUUUCUCAGAUAAUUGAACCACGCCUCUAUUAUGAAACAAAGAACAAUGUGGCCAAGCCAUCACCAGUGUGGACUCACCAUGCAUUGGGAAGAAGAUUUGUCAAGAAAAUAUUAACACAUUUUCUGAGCAAACACGAUAUUCAAACCUGUGCAGUAAUAUCUUGUGUGUUACAACAAGCAUUGAAGGAUAUUUCAUUGGAGAUUUCUAAUUUCAAUUUACGAAAUACAGAGAGUGAUGACCUAGCACUGGAAUUUAAUCCAAAACACAAACCACACGAAUUUAUUCCAAUUAAUCAAGAUGUCUCUUUGAAUAGAAAACUAGAAGUAUAUGAGAGUUGCGAUCUAAUCGAAAAGGAAAUGAGACCUAUUAUGUCUCAUGUAAGACAAUGCUAUGCAAAACUACUUCAAAGUUGGGGUUUACAUCUUCAAAGAUGUGAAAUAAUGAAGUAUAAUGUCUCGACUCAAACAACUCAAAGAUUUAUGAACGGAACUUCUGAAUGCUCAAUAGAUAUUGAAAGUGUUCCAAUACUUAACGAGCAGUAUAGACGAAAUUUAUCUUUGCAACAACAUCAACAACAGUUACCAAAGAAGUAUAUUCAUUGUUCCCUCUGUAGGUCUCCAGUAAGAGGUGUUGUUUCGUAUUGCCCUAACUGUAACCAUGGUGGGCAUGUGGAGCACUUGCAAAAUUGGUUCCAAAAUCAUUCUACUUGUCCUGCUGGUUGUGAUUGUAAAUGUUCAGAAUUCAUGACUUUUUAUCCUGUGUUACCGCCUCAUACAGCCCAGAAAAUACUCACAGUCACUACAAACAAUAAUCACUUUUCCCCAAAUAAUUUCUCUUCUCUCCUCAAACCAACCACCCAAAGAAAUUCUGCCAGUACGCCUAACAUGCAAAGUAAUCAAUCACCAUUCCUUAAAAAUGAAACUAUUGGUGCCAGUCUUUUGUCAUUCCUCAACUAG
This is a messenger RNA of Naegleria gruberi, 4002 nucleotides long. RefSeq lists its product as uncharacterized. The record is from RefSeq and is a predicted model, not a curated record. Gene Ontology annotation, molecular function: protein binding. Bases 1 to 4002 code for a protein of 1333 amino acids. NCBI's taxonomy places the organism in Eukaryota, Heterolobosea, Eutetramitea, Acrasida, Naegleriidae. The transcript has 3 exons.